Molecule: messenger RNA, 2674 nt
Organism: Durio zibethinus
Lineage: Eukaryota; Viridiplantae; Streptophyta; Magnoliopsida; Malvales; Malvaceae
Product: snakin-2-like
Source: RefSeq, a predicted model, not a curated record
CACUUUCCUAGCAAUCCCAAGUUUCCAGACCUCAGCAUCAUUUGUCGCUGAAAGGUGCUAGCAAUAUUCCCAUCUGACCCUAAUGGAGUUACGCGGCCUUACUAUCCUGCUGCUGGUUUUGUUCUUCAGCAUAGCUCAGGUCUCAACAGAAACCUCCAUUGAAGACCAGCAACAUACCCAGGUGGUGAAAGGACCAAGAAGAAGGCUUUUUCCAUUUGUUGAUUGUGGAGGGUUGUGCAAGGUGAGGUGCAGCUUACACUCUAGGCAAAACAUCUGCACAAGAGCAUGUGGAACCUGCUGCGCUAGAUGCAAAUGUGUUCCUCCAGGGACCUCAGGGAACAGAGAAAUGUGUGGGAGAUGCUAUACUGACAUGAGAACUCACGGCAACAAGCCCAAGUGCCCUUACUAAUUAGCUCCAUGCAUCUGCUGAAUCGAACCAGCUCUCUGAUAGACAAUCCCCAGUUGAGCAUGCCUUGCAGUACUUGAGUGUUAGAGAUGUGUGUACUCCCCUGUUUAUGGAUUUUGCUGUUCUAUUUGGUAGCUAAUACAUAAGAGUCGAUUUCUUGGAGCUUCCGUAUUCCAAGUUCCAUGUUAUCGCAGCUAUAAUCUCUCUCUCUCUCUUCAAUCACCAAAUUGCAUGCCAGACAGAAACCUCUAGUAAUUAAGCAGGGCAGUUGAGCCAUUUUUGAUGCUCCAAAAAUCAUUAAAAAAAAUCAGGAGCAUGCAGUGAAUACAACACCUCCCUCACAAAUCCGAAGAUAAAGUUUAAACAAAGAAUUAAAAUUUCUUAACAACGGAGCUGGCAAGUUUUCAUAUCCAAGCUGUAGUGGAGAAAUUAUGUUGAAAUGAUUUACUCAAAUGGUUCAAUCAUGGCUUUAUUGGUACAAGCUGGAGUAGCUUACUAGUAGGAUUAAUAUAGCUCAUCCAAUCACCAGUUAUGUCUCCCAAUUGAGCAUCAUCCAAUCAGUUCCAUAACAAAAAUGCAAUGCCGUAAACCAUAUUUCCAUAAGCGUUAUUUCUUCCACUUUGAAUCCUUGCAAGUGUUGAAUUCGCCCUUUUCUUGCCCUUCAUCUCUUGGCUGUUUAGAGAAUUGAGAUGGUUCUCUGGAUUAUAUGAAACAAGCAUGUUGCUCUAUAAAAACUUGCUGGGAAGCGAAAGGUAGUUACCCUAGGAUCAAUCCCACAUUGCUUAGACGAGGAAAGCUAUUACUUCUAGACCAACCUUAAAAAUUGGGGGUUAUAACCAAAAACAAAUCAUUCAACCGCUUGAGGAGCAGAGACAGAACCAUUAUUUAGCCAUUUACUAGUAGAUUACGUGUGCUUGCCGCAGACAGCGGUAUAUGCCAAUAUUUGGAGGCAUCUCCCUAAGGGGGUGAGUUUAGCAAAUUAGCCUUCUCCUGCCCGCUCUUUGAUUGGCGGCAAAUGGGGAUUCUCCAGUUGGGAAUGUGUCGAGAUUAAUAGACUCUUUUAAGCUUAUCUCAUGUCUUUAGCUGGCUGAGCCGUCAUAACAGGCGACAUUUUUCCGAUUAGUCAACAGUUUCGGGUGACAUUUUAUCUUGUAAUAAUGAUCAUAAGAAUAGUAUUGAUGAUGGAGAAAUCGUUUCAAGCCCAAAACUGUCAAUCAUAUCAGAUCUGCCUCGAGAAAAAGUUGUUACGUUCUAAAGACAAAUGGGCACGAUAGAGAGAUGAUGGAUGGAUACAAAAUGUAUAAACAAAUACAAAAUGUAUAAACAAAGCCAGGACCAAAUCCCACACCUACUCCAGCUACGAUAAAGGAACUUUCAAGCUUAAAUUGGAGAGUACUCAACCGAGCUGUGAGCAGAAAGAAUACCAUGACCGCUUUCGUUAUGGAUAGGAGUUCUUGUAGGAAUUAGCCCUGUAAUUUUCGUUGAAACUAACAAUUAUACUUCAGUUAAAGUUAAAUUUGUGGGCAUUGUAGAUUUGUCGUCGAAACAGUGCCCAUCACUUCAACUUCAAUAAUACGUUGUAGUAUAGUAUAGAUUUGUAGUCAUUCAUAAUGGGACCUUGCCAUUUUAUUCAAGGCCGGUGGUUUAAGACAAUCUUUUUUAAGGGUUCUCCACGUUGUAAAAGCCUUUUUACGACUAUAUGACUGACCUGACUCAGAUUUGGGCACCUCCUGUUAAUCCGUUUUAUUCAUUUACUCCCGCAUCUUGCAAGUGUCAUAGGUCAAUAUUCAAGCUCCAAACUAGCGUGGUUUCAAGAUACCGAGAUGGCCUUUUCCGUGUUCUAGUUUAGUCUAAUUGUCACGGUUCACACUAAUUUGUGAGGUAUUGUCUGUUUUGGUCUCUUUAUUCUCACAAUUUUGUCUCACAAAAAGCACCUCACAAAGAGAAAAUUGUAUGAACACUUAUAUCCCAAGAUUAGUACACAGCCGAGGCAUAUUGCUAGUAUUUUCAGAGCUGGUUUUGAUAUCACUUGUUAUGAGUCGAGACUCAAGCUCUAAACUCACAUGGUUUUAGGAUACUGGGAUGGCCUCUUCUAUAUCUCAGAUUAGCCUAACUGUUAUGAUCCACACCAACUUGAGAUAUUGUCUGUUUCGGCCUCAUUAGCUUUACGGUUUUGUCUCACAAAAGAUGCCUCACAAGGAGAAAGUGGUGUGAACACUUAUAUUCCAAGACCAAUUCUAAUAAACAACCGAUAUGGAAUUCAUGGUA